Paramecium tetraurelia is the source of this 723-nucleotide messenger RNA. RefSeq lists its product as uncharacterized. NCBI's taxonomy places the organism in Eukaryota, Ciliophora, Oligohymenophorea, Peniculida, Parameciidae. The record is from RefSeq and is a predicted model, not a curated record. The transcript has 2 exons.
AUGAAAUUAAUUAUAAUGAUGACAACUUAGAUGAUUUAGAUAAAAUUAUUGCAGAUAUACAAAGUAUAAAAUAUUUAAUCUUAGAAAUUGAGUUUAAAUAAUAGAUCCCCCCUGUAAGAUCAAAGUAAAAUCAAAAAAGGAGAGAGAUUAGAUUAAUUUAUUUGCAACUUCUUUAUUAAAUAUUAAUUACAUCGAAGCCUCGAAAUAUUUUAAGAAGAAUGGACAGAAUUAACAAAGUCAGCUAUGUUCCACAUAAAUAGCAUCUGUUCGAUUCCAGACAUUUAUGUAUAGUUCGAGAAAUUAAAGGAUGAACUCUUAUUUGUAAAGGGAGAACUUGAAAGAUCUAAUUUGAUGGCUGAAAAAGCAUCAACAACGCUACAAAAACUAAAAUAAUAACGAGAUUUUCACAAACUCAAUUUUUAUAGAGCACAAUAAGAAAAGAAGCAAAUGUCAAUCGAAUAUGACAAACUUAAAUAAUAACUGAAUUUCUAAGAAGAAAAGCUGUAAAAAUCAAAUAUCAGAAUAAUUGAUAAAAAAGAAUUGACUUAGGAGGAUCCAUUAUUAAAUAGGAAGAGAUCAUUAUUUAAAAAUACGUUAUAAUAACCAAAAAAUGAGGAGGAGAUGAAUAAUUGCAAAGAUAUCUAAAAAUUGUUAGAUAGAUUACCUCAAGUUAAGAAACCUAGUGGAUAAUCCUUAUUAUUCAAACCAAAACCAAAUAAAUGA